UGGGUGUGGCUGUGAAGGGGCGUGGUUUGUGCUGUUAGUGUUAUGGUGAGGGGCGUGGCCGGGGCCCGAGCUGGCUUUGUCCUGUGCGGCGGGUGUUCGGGUUAGCGGAGCGGCUGGAGCCAUGUCUUUCAUCCCGGGACAGCCGGUCACCGCGGUGGUGCAACGUGUUGAAAUCCACAAACUUCGCCAGGGGGAAAACCUAAUUCUUGGUUUCAGCAUCGGAGGUGGCAUUGACCAAGAUUCUGCCCAGAACCCGUUCUCAGAGGACAAGACAGAUAAGGGCAUCUAUGUCACGAGAGUAAGCGAAGGAGGACCUGCAGAGGUGGCUGGACUUCAAAUGGGGGACAAAAUAAUGCAGGUAAAUGGAUGGGACAUGACUAUGGUGACACAUGACCAAGCUCGAAAACGACUGACCAAGAAAAAUGAGGAAGUUGUCAGACUCCUCGUGACAAGGAAGUCUUUGCAAGAGGCAGUGAGACACUCCAUGAGACAGUGAGGAUCUUGCUUGACAACCUGAGCCAACCUAAAUCUCACACUAUGACACCACUUUACCUAAAGGAAGACCUUCAAAGACCUGAAAUAUUUGAGAAGUUAAGCAAACUUGGCAUGCAUCUUGUGUUGAGCCUGAUUUGCGAUGAGAUCGACCAGACUUGCUGACUUCCAAACCUGAGAGUGGGCAACAGCCUUCCUUUUACUGCUGUUGGCCUACAUUUCCAAAUAUAUCUUAACCUAAAGUAGGCUUGCCAUUUGUGUUGCCUGGAUAGCCUUGUUUCAAAGAAUGAUAUCCCUGGCUGCUGAAGAAUUUCAAAGGGCAGUCUAUUCUAAGAUUGUUUUUGUUUUUUUCUGCACACACUAAUUACUCUAAAACCGCUUUGUCACUUUGGUCUCAUAUUAACAAGGCUUAACAUUUCAGUUAAAAGCAACAAUGUUUGUCCGCAUUGCCCUGUUUAUUAAAUUUAGAUAUUUUUGAUAUAUAGUGAAAUAAGGCUUCCUUUGUGAGAUGGACUGCUGUAUUUCUGGUGGUCCUUUGUUAUAUUUAUAUAUGUAUUUUGCUAAGACCCAACAUAUAUAUUUGCAUAACAAUCAAAGUGUGAAUGAUAGUCUUGGCACCAGUGGUUAUUUCCAUAAAUAGAAGUGAGCGAGGUUAGUUUUAAUAAACAAUCGGUAAUUUCCACUAUGAAAGCCGCACCACUUUUAAGAUUUUAUCAGAAUCAUUAUGAAUUGUUAACUUUAGCAUAAAUUGAUGUUGUCAUGAAUAGAUCUGGGAAUAUUUUUGGGAUAUGGUAAAUUGCAAAACCAAUGCCUUUUUCAUUGUUCAGUUACACAGGUCAUAUUUUUUUUGCUACCAGAGCGCACAUUCAUGGCUCAGUAGAGUAAAAAAAAAAAAAUGUGAUGUGUCCGUAGCAUUGAUCAACAGACCAAAGACAGACUGCAGCAUUAAAAAAAACACUACAGCAGAGUUUGAAAAAAAUAUAUACUUCUCAAAACAUAAAAAAAACCAAACAGACAGCAUGGGGGGGGGGGGGGGAGGGGGGACGACUAAGGCACUAAUAUUCUCCACCUGUUUCCAAGACCUGCAACUUUAGUUUGUAAAUCAGACCUAAAGUACCAAAAGUGCUGAUGGUUCUGGGCUUAGAACCAGAAAUCCGAGUCCAGCUUGUGAGAGAGACCGUCUCAGGAACUGGGGACCUGACAAAGGGAAUGCUUACUUUGCAUGGAAAUCUAUGACUUGGCAGAGCCUAUUCACAGUAUUAGACCACCUGUACUUUUAGUUGCUCCCUCUGGUCAAUCAUUAUUGAUCGAAAGAUUAUUUAUAAAAUCUAAGCAAAUUCCAAGAUUUAGUCCGUGUAAUCCAUGGAAUGUUAAAUAGUUAUACCUUUUUAGCUCACAAGAUCUAUAUCUAACUUGCAAACUGAGCAGGCAAUUAGUGUAUUUUCUUAAAACCUAGCCAAAACAUCCUCUAUUGUGACCUAAAUAUUACAAUUUGGUUCUAUUUACUAUUCUUUUCAGUAAAUGAUUUACUUAAUGGGACACUCCACUUAAAAUCACUGAUAUACCCCAAUGAAAACAUGCAUGCAUUCAUUCAAUUCAUCUUUGCAAGGCAGGUGCUCUAAGCAACUGCCUUUCUCUUGUGUUUAGCUCCACUGAGCUAAAUUACCAGGAAGUAACAUGACUAGUCUGACAGCCAGGGGAGUGUACAAGAUAUUUUUUAUUUUUAAAUGGACCAAAUAUUUGGGAGAAUGUAAAAUGGUUGCUAGGCUAAAUGCUAAUUGAGUCUCUUUGUGCUCUACAGGCCUGUGUUGUAUUUCUGCAGACACUAAUUUCAAAAGGUAUACAAGUAACCUGAUUGUAUUUGUAUUUUUUUUUAGCCUUACUAUUUUUCUCUUGUGAUUUGUAAAUAUUAACAACCAAAACUUUACUGCGGGCGUGUGUAGCUUGAUGGGCGAGCUUUGUAUUGUGAAUGUUUUUGUAACAAACUGUAAGUGCCUACUUGUAACACUGUAUGUGCACUACCACUUAGAUGUUCCUGAUACAAUCAGAUUGUGCUAAAUCCUUUUCAUUGAAUGCUUUGUGGACCUUGCUGAUUGUGCAUCAGAUGUUUUUAAUAAUGAACAUAGAUUGUGCCAGCCAGCAGGUUGUGAUGAUACAGCACAGCUGCUAUAAGACAUGUAUAUGUAUACAGAUUUGAAGAGGUGGUGUUUAUUUUUCAUACCUUCUGCUACUUGGUCCAACCAAUAUGGAAAGCCCUGUGUUUUGUAUUUUUAUAAGAACUAAACCGGUUUUAUUUUGUUCUAAAUCUGCCAAUUUGCUGGGUCCUACUGGAUUUCUACUGGAAAAAUAUAUGUAUAUUUUCUCCU
Pelobates fuscus (common spadefoot toad) is the source of this 2858-nucleotide messenger RNA. RefSeq names its product Tax1 binding protein 3 (gene TAX1BP3). Gene Ontology annotation, cellular component: cell junction; basolateral plasma membrane. Gene Ontology annotation, molecular function: protein binding. The coding region runs from base 122 to 496 and encodes 124 amino acids. The record is from RefSeq and is a predicted model, not a curated record. The transcript has 4 exons. Gene Ontology annotation, biological process: establishment or maintenance of epithelial cell apical/basal polarity; receptor clustering; receptor localization to synapse. NCBI's taxonomy places the organism in Eukaryota, Metazoa, Chordata, Amphibia, Anura, Pelobatidae.